Messenger RNA from Raphanus sativus (radish), 2326 nucleotides. RefSeq names its product cysteine-rich receptor-like protein kinase 40. NCBI's taxonomy places the organism in Eukaryota, Viridiplantae, Streptophyta, Magnoliopsida, Brassicales, Brassicaceae. The record is from RefSeq and is a predicted model, not a curated record. Gene Ontology annotation, molecular function: ATP binding; protein kinase activity. Gene Ontology annotation, biological process: protein phosphorylation.
UCUCUAAAAUCAAACAAUACACGUUUCCUCAGCCCUACCAUGGAAUAAAGAAAUAACCCUAUAUAAAUAUAACAAAGUUCUUAAAAAAAUCAUUUGCUAUCUUACACAAAAAGAUAUGGGGAGUUUCCCUGCUUUGAUGAUGAUCCUCGCUUCUUCUCUUCUCUUUGUCCUCGAAGUUGUUAAUGGUGCCAAAUGUUAUGGAAGCUCAAACAGCAACAGCAGCUACGCUCAGAAUCGCGACAAUCUCUUCUCUUCUUUUGCUAGUAAAGUCGUCAAUAACGGCGGAUUCUUCAACGCUUCACUCGGCCAAUACCCCAACAAGGUUUACGUUCUUGGCCUCUGCGCAAGAGGCUACGAGCAAAAAUCUUGUUUGAGCUGUGUUGAAAAGUUGACUCUGGAAACACAAAGGGAUUGUCCAAACAUCAUGGAUUCGUUCAUAUGGGGAGCUGACGAUGGAGGGCGUGUUUCUUGUCUUGUACGUUCCUCAAACCACUCUUUUGGGAACCUAGAGCUUGACCCUCCUUUAAUAGCACCAAGUCCAAAUCAUUUUGCGCAAUCUGUAAACAUGACCCUUUUCAUGCUACAAUGGGAAUCAACGGUUAAUAAGACCCUCGAGGCUGCCACAAAAGCUGAUAAUUCCUCAGUACACAAGUAUUACAGUGCCGUACACGCCCAGUUCACAGAGUUUUCAGAUGUUUACAUGAUGAUGCAAUGCACACCCGACAUAACUUCCCAAGAUUGCAAACAAUGUUUAGGAGAAAGUGUGAAAUACUUUAGAGAACAGUUCCGCGGAAAAACAGGGGGCAUGGCUAGUUUUCCGAGCUGUUUAUUCAGAUGGGAUCUAUAUGCUUUCCAAGGUGCUUUUGAUAAGGUUACAAGAGUUCCUGCAUUUGCUCGACCUCAGGCAGGAAAAGGGAGCUCUAUACCAGAAAAGAAAGGAAGAAGCAUGAAUAGGGUAAUUAUCACGAUAAUUGUGGUUUUUACUUUCAUUAAUCUUUUGAUAUCUAUUGGUUUCUACAAAGCAAAAGAUCGGAGGAGAAAAUUAAACAAUGGAAUAAAUGGGUGUACUUUAGAAUACUCAGAUUCGGAUGGUCAUUUUAUGUUACGGUUUGAUAUAAGUACGAUCUUAUUGGCAACGGCUGACUUUUCGCCUGAAAAUAAGCUUGGCCAAGGUGGAUUUGGAACGGUUUAUAAGGGGAUACUACAAAAUGGGAAAGAGAUAGCUGUGAAGAGAUUAACCAGAGGUUCGGAAGGUGGUGUAGAGUUUAAGAAUGAGGUUUCACUCUUGACAAGACUCCAGCAUAAGAAUCUUGUUAAGCUUCUUGGUUUCUGUAAUGAAGGAGAUGAAGAGAUUCUUGUCUACGAGUUUGUCCCUAACUCAAGUCUUGACCGCUUUAUCUUCGAUGAAGAGAAGCGUCAGCUUCUUACAUGGGAAGUAAGGUUUAAAAUUAUAGAAGGAAUUGCUCGAGGUCUUGUUUAUCUCCAUGAAGAUUCUCAGCUUAAAAUUAUUCACCGAGACUUGAAGGCAAGCAACAUCCUUCUAGAUGCAGAGAUGAAUCCUAAAGUUGCAGAUUUUGGGACAGCGAGACUGUUUGACACCGAUGAGACUCGAGCUGAAACACAACGAAUAGCUGGAACUCGUGGCUAUAUGGCUCCGGAAUACUUGAAUCAUGGGCAAAUCUCAGCUAAAUGUGAUGUAUAUAGCUUCGGUGUGGUGCUUCUAGAGAUGAUCAGUGGUCGAAGAAAUAAUAGCUUUGUGGGAGAAGGAAUUGCAGCUUUUUCAUGGAAGAGAUGGGUUGAAGGAAAGCCUGAGAUCAUAAUUGAUCCUUUAUUGGUAAAGAAACCAAGUAACGAGAUCAUUAAGUUGAUCCAGACUGGUCUGUUGUGUGCUCAACAAAAUCCAACAAAGAGACCAACCAUGAGCACUGUAAUAGUUUGGCUUGGCAGUGAGACCAUCACCAUUCCUUUACCUAAGUCUCCUGCUUUCACAGUGAGUCAUUCCCAAUCUGAAGAUGGUACUACGUCAAUGAGCAAUGUCUUGACGGAGUUGAGCUGUCGUUGAGUUACAAAUUGUUAAUUUAUAUGUCGUUUUUAAGGUUGUACUAAUGUUCUAAUUGUAUUGAAUUGAGAAAGAGUAGCAAAAUCAUAAAUAGAUACAAUCCUAAGUAAUAGAAACUGAAAAGGGGAUUUUAGUCGUUGUUUUGCAACAAUGCAGUGGUAGAUCAUGGUCAGCCGGCAUCGUUUCACGUAUCAAGUACUAACAUGUUGAUCUUUUUUUUAUUCUUAUCCUUAUGUCUCAGUUUAAGUAAGAUAAAUGUUGAGUUUG